AUGACGGUUAAAAUUUCAGUUUUUGCUGUCGUUCUGAUUGCGACUUGUGUCCGCGCUAGUCUCUACCAGCCACCGGUGCCACCCACAUUAUCAUUGAGCAUGCCAUAUAUGCCCAACUAUCCAGAAGAUAAUCCAUGCUUCAAUGAAUUCAAGAAAAGUGUAUACACUAUGAAUCAAGCUUUAGCCAAUAUAAUUGCCGCUGCUAGAAGUGCCUACAAUUACCAUACUUUAUACAAAAACCAGCCAGGCCUCAAUAUGGAAAUAAAUGAAAAGAAAGAAAUUUUCGACAAAGCUCUAAACUUCUUUGAAAAUAAGUUGCUUAAAUACCGCCAAGCGUUGAUCAACUACAAAGCGUUAUUAGAGUAUACUAAAAACUCUCCUCCAGUCGUAUCAAUGGACGACGACAUUCCCAUAGAUCGUGAUUUAUUGUAA
Molecule: messenger RNA, 432 nt
Organism: Macrosiphum euphorbiae (potato aphid)
Lineage: Eukaryota; Metazoa; Arthropoda; Insecta; Hemiptera; Aphididae
Source: the annotation of a GenBank genome assembly